GGCGGGGUCUGCCUGUCCCUGUGAGUACCAGACUCAUGAGACCUGGCCAUUUUCUCCUCAUCUCCGUCUGUAUAAUUGCCAGUGGAUCUGACUACACCAAAAGAGCUCAGGAUGCUACGGUUGCAAGCUCUCCUGUUCCUCUUAAUCCUGCCCAGUCAUGCCGAGGUUGAUACAGCUGAGGAGGCGAAAGCUCUGGUCCCUCCACCCAAGGAAACUUGUGCAGGUUGGAUGGCAGGCAUCCCAGGACAUCCUGGCCACAAUGGGACACCAGGCCGUGAUGGCAGAGAUGGCAUUCCUGGAGAGAAGGGAGAGAAGGGAGAUGCAGGUCUUCUUGGUCCAAAGGGUGAGACGGGAGAUGCUGGAAUGACAGGAGCUGAAGGGCCACGGGGCUUUCCUGGAACCCCCGGCAGGAAAGGAGAGCCGGGAGAAGCCGCUUCUGUGUAUCGCUCAGCAUUCAGUGUGGGGCUGGAGACCCGCGUCACCGUCCCCAAUGUUCCCAUCCGCUUUACGAAGAUCUUCUACAACCAACAGAAUCAUUAUGACGGCAGCACUGGGAAAUUCUACUGCAACAUUCCAGGCCUCUACUACUUCUCCUACCACAUCACGGUGUAUAUGAAGGAUGUGAAGGUGAGCCUCUUCAAGAAGGACAAGGCCGUUCUCUUUACCUACGACCAGUAUCAGGAAAAGGAUGUGGACCAGGCCUCUGGCUCUGUGCUCCUCCAUCUGGAGGUGGGAGAUCAAGUCUGGCUCCAGGUGUAUGGGGAUGGGGACCACAAUGGACUCUACGCAGAUAAUGUCAAUGACUCUACAUUUACUGGCUUCCUUCUCUACCAUGAUACCAACUGAUUGCAACUAACUCAGAGCUGCCCAUAGCCUAAACACCCCAAGAAUCACAGAACCGUCACCAAGCUUUCAGCUUAGAGAGAUUGAUUUUAUUGCUUAGCUUGAGUUAUUAUUCAGCUUAGCUGAAUAUUAUCCACAUGGAUACUCAUUCAUUCAUUAAAUGACUUUAUAAAAAAAUAA
Messenger RNA from Grammomys surdaster, 1023 nucleotides. RefSeq names its product adiponectin, C1Q and collagen domain containing (gene Adipoq). Gene Ontology annotation, molecular function: protein binding. NCBI's taxonomy places the organism in Eukaryota, Metazoa, Chordata, Mammalia, Rodentia, Muridae. The transcript is spliced from 3 exons. The coding region runs from base 112 to 846 and encodes 244 amino acids. The record is from RefSeq and is a predicted model, not a curated record.